Molecule: messenger RNA, 651 nt
Organism: Prunus dulcis (almond)
Lineage: Eukaryota; Viridiplantae; Streptophyta; Magnoliopsida; Rosales; Rosaceae
Product: casparian strip membrane protein 2-like
Exons: 3
Coding region: 1-651 (216 amino acids)
Source: RefSeq, a predicted model, not a curated record
AUGGAAUCAAAAAAGAGUGAUGAGGUGGCAAUUAGUAGUGAUGCCAAGGCCAAUUAUGAUGCCAAAGGAAAGGCUGUUGAAGGUGAUCCUCCUCCACCUCCUCCGCCUGUUGUAGUUACCACAAAAGCUACCAAAAUCCGGAAUAUCAGAGGAAAGAAAGGUCUGGCAAUUAUAGACAUCGUGCUGAGGCUCGGCGCAGGUUCAGCUGCUCUUGCUGCUGCUUACAUUGCAGGGAAUACCGAACAGAUUCUUCCCUUCUUCACACAGUUCUUCCAGUUCCAUGCUCAGUACAAUGAUCUUCCAACUUUCACGUUUUUUGUGGCUGCAAAUGCAGUGGCUGUUGGAUACAUAGCCUUCUCCUUGCCCUUCUCGAUAGUCUGCAUCGUUCGACCUCAUGCAAUAGGGCCAAGGCUACUACUUGUUUUCCUUGACACAGUUAUGGUUGCUCUAGUUGUGUCUGCAGCUGGCGCUUCUUCAGCAAUUGUAUACUUGGCUCAUAAUGGGAACUUGAACUCCAACUGGCUUGCUAUUUGCAUGCAAUAUAAUGACUUUUGCCAGGCGCUUAGUGGGGCUCUUGUGGCUUCGUUUGUCGCUGCAGUCUUUUUCAUAUUGCUGGUGGUGAAUUCUACUUUUGCUCUAAAAAGAAAAUGA